AGAGGGAGAGGGAGGAAAGGAGAGAAGGAGCCCGAGAGCUGCUAGGAUGAGCGCCUCGGCGGCUACCGGGGUCUUCGUCUUGUCCCUCUCUGCCAUCCCGGUCACUUACCUUUUCAACACCUUGGCAGCCAGCGGCAGCUCCUGGCUGAUUGUAACGUUCGGAUCGUUGAUUCUGCUCUUAGUAGGUGUAGCAGCUCGGUUUUUGGUGAAAAGAAAGCCACCACGAGACCCACUAUUUUAUGUCUAUGCCGUGUUUGCUUUCACCAGCAUUGUGAACUUGAUCAUUGGCCUUGAACAUGAUGGAAUAAUAGAUGGAUUCAUGACGCAUUACUUGAAAGAGGGCGAACCUUAUCUGAACACUGCUUAUGGCCACAUGAUCUGCUUUUGGGAUGGCUCCGUUCAUUAUCUGAUGUAUCUCUUGAUGGUGGCAGCGAUUGCAUGGGAGCAGAAUUACCGGACGAUUGGCCUCUAUUGGCUGGGAUCCAUCAUGAUGAGUGUCAUGGUCUUUGUGCCAGGAAAUGUUGUGGGAAAAUACGGGACAAGAGUUUGUGCUGCGUCUUUGUUAAGCAUCCCGCACAUUUGCCUCCCGAUAUGGGCUGGAUUCAAUAUCUAUAAUCAACCUUCAGCAACGGGGGACUCAUCGGCCAAGGCAAUUCAAAAAGUGCAGCAAAAGAGACUUUGGAGAAGACCUUUAGACCUACUGCUGGCUGUCUACUUUGUUUUGGCGACGGGUUUUUGCCUGUUCAGAGGCAUGAUUGCCUUGGACUGCCCAGCUGAGCUGUGCCGACUUUACAGCCAGCUUCACGAGCCAUAUAUCAGGGAUCCUUCUGCCUAUCCCAAACUUCAGAUGCUGAUUUAUAUGUUCUAUUCGGUACCAUGCUACAUGAUCUCACUUUACGGCCUGCUUGUGCCCGGAUGCUCCUGGAUGCCUGACUUAAGCCUUAUACAUGCUGGAGCAUUAGCCCAGGCCCAGUUUUCACACAUCGGUGCUUCCUUACAUGCUAGGACACCUUACAUCUACAGAGUCCCCGAAGAAGGGAAAAUGUGGUUUCUGGCACUCAACGUAACAUAUGGACUCCUUCCUCAGCUGUUGGCCUAUAGGUGUGUUCAGAACCCAGAGUUUUUCGUGAAAGCGAAGCUCGAAGAGAAGGCAGAGUAGGAAGGCCGGAUGUGUAAAUGGGUGCAACUGGACUACCUGUAAAAAAACCUCUAUGCAGUUCAUCCUGGAAGAUGUUAUUACAGAAGUUAUAGUUUGAUGUACCAGUGCUGAAAAUAAAAACUUCUAUCUUUCAGAGCACUUUACAAGACUUGCUUUUGUCACUCUGGAGUUGACUGUUAAGUACAUACCUUUCAUUGCUUGGAUAUGCUGCAAAUCCCAUACUCUGCGUGGAUAUCAGCCAGCAAGCCAAUGCCUUAAAUCAAGAAAUUAGCUUCCUAAGAUCUACAGAGAUACUUGCAGGAACACCUCAGCAAGUGAGAGUCCAAAAGUGGCAGGUUAAAACCCAGAAUCUCAAUCAGUGACUGAGACCGGAUGAGAGACUCCCUCCUGGGCACGCAGAAGACUGGGCGACUUGGAAGGUGCUGAACAGACCGCGCUCUGGCACCAAAAGAUGCAAAGCCAAUCUUCAGAAAUGGGGCUACAAAGUGGAGUCCACGACGUGUGAGUGCGGAGAAGAGCAAACCACAGACCACUUAUUACAAUGCAGCCUGAGCCCU
Messenger RNA from Anolis sagrei ordinatus, 1716 nucleotides. It is a transcript of the gene TM6SF1, whose product is annotated as transmembrane 6 superfamily member 1. The record is from RefSeq and is a predicted model, not a curated record. NCBI's taxonomy places the organism in Eukaryota, Metazoa, Chordata, Lepidosauria, Squamata, Anolidae. Gene Ontology annotation, cellular component: lysosomal membrane.